AACUGUCCCUAAGAAUAGCAGAAGAAGCGUCUCAACUGGAGUUUACUUGUUGAAUGACAUUAGAGCAAAGUUUACUGUUUACGGAGUUUGUUUUUCAGUUUACCAACUGCUUCACAUUCUUCGCUACAGAAUUGUAGCUUUCCUGAAAGCUGAACUCUCCACUGCGUUGUGAAAAAUGCGGGACCGAACUAAAGAAUUAGGAAAUAAUGCCGAGGCUUCAGAUGACGAUGAGGAGGGCAAAGCACUGAUGAUCAAACCUGGAACCUCUUCAGCCAAAGAGGAGAAAGAAAAUGAAGCCUUCUUCAGAAAGGCUCAAGAAAUCCAUGAGGGGCUGCAGAAUCUCAAAAGAAUGGUGUCUGACCUUGAGAACAAACAGAAGACUGUCCUGGGUGUGGCACUGCCAGAGGACAGUAUGAAGAAAGAACUUCAGACUCUUCGAGAGGAGAUAAAAACUAUGGCAAGCCAAAUCCAGAAGAAACUCAAGAGCAUCGAACCUAAGAAGGGAGAGGAGGACGGGAAAUACAUACCCAUAAACAUCAGGAUGCAGCGGACACAGCACGGUGUUCUGUCCAAGGAAUUUGUUGAGUUGAUGGGUCACUGUAACACCAUCCAGGCCCAGUACAGGGAUCGCAAUGUGGAGAGAAUACAGAGGCAACUCAAAAUCACUGGGACCAAUGUAACAGAUGAGGAACUCGAUGUCAUGCUGGAAAGUGGGCAGACGGAUGUUUUCACUCAAAAUAUCUUGAUUGACGCCAAAGCUACACGACAGGCGCUAAAUGAGAUCGAGUCCCGUCAUGAUGAGAUCCUGAAGCUGGAGAGGAGCAUCCGAGAGCUGCAUGAUAUGUUCCAGUAUCUGGCCAUGGAGGUGGAGGCUCAGGGGGAGAUGGUGGACAGGAUUGAAACCAACAUCAAACAGUCUGCCAACUAUGUGGAAAAAGCAAAAGACAACACAGAGAAAGCAGUCAUAUACCAGCAGAAAGCACGGAAGAAGAAAGUAUGGAUUGCGAUAUGUUUGGCCAUCCUCAUCCUCAUCUUAGUCAUCUCAUUGGUUACAACGUUUGGCACCUGAGACCUAGAAGAGUGAUACAACUCAAGAUCGGGUUUGUAGAAGCACAUUAUGGGUUAAGAAAGAUCUGCUUUUAUAUAUUUCAGCCUACAGGAUGUACGGGUGAAUUUAGUCAGUCAUCAUCCCUUGGCCUUCUUCCUGUUUCACAUUUUUUCUCAUCUAACCUUCCUGUCACUUUUAUUUGAGAAGAGAUGUGCUCUCUGGUGAGAUGUUUUAACUUGCACCUACUUACAGACUGGCAUGCACAAAAGCACAUACGACUACAAUCUUUGCCUGUAUUAUCACUUGUCAAGAGCUAAUGCUGCUGGUUUAUGAAGUUGGACAUGAACUGCAGCUAUUGGACAAAUUAUGAACUGUUACUUCAGUGACCCGACCCCUCCCCUCCCCUGUUAAAAAGAGGAAAUGAGUGGCCUUGAGGAAGGCAGACUGCAGUAUUCAACACUGGCGCUGAUCAUACUGUACUCAGGAAAAGUAUGUGUUCAUUGUUGUUAGGUUGUUUAUUGAAUGAAUUGGAGAUGUAAACAACAAUUUUAUACAAUAAGUCUUUCUUUUAUAGACAUAUAAGCAGACUAAUAUAAUUGUACAUAACCUAUAUUUCUGUUAAGACAUACAUUAUGGAAAUGAUUAAAACUUGAAAGGUGUUUUGAACUGCCUACCUGUAACAAAUGUAAAUACAUGAGUUUUUCUUUAAAUAACCACCCUCUUAUUUUUUUUUUUCCCUUUACUUGUACCAAGGUGUCUGAGCUCAGCUGUUACAGCCCAGUACUCCCUUUAGUUGUCCUACAAGUCUGUAUUUAUCAUCUGAACAAUGUUGUGUAGGCUGCUAUGGAAUAAGUUCUGCCAUAGCAACAACACAUCAUGAAAUCCUCUUUGAAACUGUGCCUUCACCUCUAAUGUUCACGUAAACAGCUCAUUUGAGACUCUGAUGUUGUGCACUAACUUUGUAAAGAAGGGAUGGAGUGAGUUUUUAUUCUUUUGUUUGAAUUCACAGCAAUUAUUCAGUUUCGGUGCUGAGACCUUGACUUAGCCUGACAUUUCAGAAUGUAGUUUUAAUUUUUCUUUAUAAGUUUGUCAAAUUGUGCAAUUUCUCCUCUCUGUGUUCUUUAUACUCAAUAGUUUUUCAUCACACUUCUGUUGUAAAUCCUGAAAGUUAACUGACCACACACAUUUAUGUAGACAGAUGUUUCUGCACCUCAAUAUGACAACUAUGUAAAGGAAAAGACAAACUGUAUACCCUGGGAGCGUAUACCAGGCUUUGAGAGCAGGUGUCUGUACAUUUAAAGGCAGACAAGAGUGAGUGGAAGGCAAAGCACAGACUUUGCUAUUGUUUUUGUGGCUGUUGAAUUAUUUUGCAUUACUCGUUUAACAGAUUUGUUUUUAAAAUAAAACUAUCAUGUUCUAUUA
Messenger RNA from Sphaeramia orbicularis (orbiculate cardinalfish), 2470 nucleotides. It is a transcript of the gene stx4, whose product is annotated as syntaxin 4. The record is from RefSeq and is a predicted model, not a curated record. Gene Ontology annotation, cellular component: SNARE complex; endomembrane system; plasma membrane. NCBI's taxonomy places the organism in Eukaryota, Metazoa, Chordata, Actinopteri, Kurtiformes, Apogonidae. The transcript has 10 exons. The coding region runs from base 176 to 1069 and encodes 297 amino acids. Gene Ontology annotation, biological process: vesicle fusion; exocytosis; intracellular protein transport. Gene Ontology annotation, molecular function: SNAP receptor activity; SNARE binding.